CUUCGUGCCCGCAUACGGCGAGAGGGAAAAUGUCGGCGCGCUGUCGACGGGGCUAGCCGUGUGCCGUGUGUCCGAGUGAACAGCCCGCCCGUGACACGCUAAUACGGCCGCGUCGCGGUCCGCAUUCGUCCCCGGUGACCCUGACUAGCCGAAAUCUGGCCCCCGCGGCGCCCAUACGGCCACGGUCGGUACGUAACCCUCGUUUCGGCUCGACCUUCGCGCGCGCGAGAGAGAACGAGAGAGAGAGAAGGGGCGAGCGAAAGAGAGACGGCGGGAUAUUGCGGAACGGUGGAGCGAGCGAGUGGCGGCGGGAGAGAGAGCGAGACGGCGAGCAGGUGCGAAACUAUACCGCCGUGUAGAGGUCCCCGCGGACUAAGGGAAUAGCCAGGCGGAGUGGAGGCGAAGAGAGAGAAGGCAUACGGAGGCGAGCAGUGACAUGGCGUCGUUGGCGAUGUCAAUAGCGAAGAGUGAGUUUAUCGUGGGUGGCAAGUACAGGUUGAUGAGGAAAAUCGGCUCGGGCUCCUUCGGCGACAUUUAUCUCGGCAUCAACAUCUCCAAUGGCGAGGAAGUUGCAGUUAAGUUGGAGAACAUGCGAGCCCGGCAUCCACAGCUUUUAUAUGAGUCAAAGCUGUACAAAAUAUUACAUGGUGGUAUAGGAAUACCACACAUACGCUGGUAUGGCCAAGAACGCGAGUACAACGUUCUUGUCAUGGAUCUUCUCGGACCAUCUCUGGAAGACCUUUUCACUUUCUGUUCAAGAAGGUUUACAAUCAAGACGGUCUUAAUGUUGGCAGACCAGAUGAUUGGUAGGAUUGAGUAUGUUCAUUGCAAACAUUUCAUCCACAGAGACAUAAAGCCAGAUAAUUUUCUAAUGGGAAUUGGGCGACACUGUAACAAGUUAUUCCUCAUCGAUUUUGGAUUGGCAAAAAAGUAUAGGGAUAGUCGCACAAGACUGCACAUAAUAUACCGCGAGGAUAAAAAUUUAACGGGCACUGCGAGGUAUGCCUCUAUCAAUGCGCAUCUCGGAAUUGAGCAAAGCCGUCGCGACGAUAUGGAAUCUCUCGGCUACGUUCUAAUGUACUUUAAUCGUGGAUCGUUACCUUGGCAAGGACUCAAAGCCGCGACGAAGAAACAGAAAUAUGAAAAAAUUAGUGAGAAAAAAAUGUCUACGCCAGUAGAAGUCUUAUGCAAGGGAUUUCCUGCCGAAUUUGCAAUGUAUUUAAAUUACACGCGAGGUCUACGCUUUGAAGAAAGCCCGGACUACAUGUAUUUACGCCAACUUUUCCGCAUACUAUUUCGUACAUUGAACCAUCAAUACGAUUAUACAUUUGAUUGGACAAUGUUGAAGCAAAAGGCAGCGAGUAAUAAUAUUAGCGCUGGAGUAUCAACAGCUGGACCAGGUCUCUCUCAAGGUGCUCAAGGUGCUCAGGGGCAAGGACAGGGCCAAGGACAAGCACCAACUCAGGCCAAUGCUCAAUCAGGAGCACGCUAAGACUAUAACUCCUCAUUGUAGCAACAAUCUCGAUUGCGAUCACUAAAGUGUUUCAAACGAGGUACCGACUUUCUUACAAAAGUUAUCAUUCAAAGAGUCAUAUCAGUCAACACUCUAAUUUCGCGUAAAAUAAGACCGUGAUAUGUAACUACGAAUACGGUGUUUGCGUAUAUACGACGAAGGGAACACGGUUCUUAUCAUACAUUUACUGAAUCACACACGAGAUGUUGUAACAUUGAGGCAACUUAGAGUUUCGGCUGAUUAAACUUUUUGGAUUUUGAAAUCCGAGUGAGAGACCAACCAGCCAGCCAAAUAAGUGGCUUGUUCUUAUUUUGUUAUUACGUAUUUAAUUUACCUUUGGUAACCAUUGAAAAAUAAAGAUUUUGUUGCCCUGAGGAAAAGAAGAUUAUAAAGGAGUACAUGUUGUCGGGCUUGAACACAAUAUGGAUAGUUUAAUUCGUGAAGUUGUACAACUUUCAUGGAGAGAAAGAGAGAACGUUUAGACUUAUUUUCAGAUGCUCGCGUUAAUUUGCGGAGCGUGCGCAUGUGGUGUAAAAUUUUAUAUCUAUUCUACAAACAGAAAAGAGAGAUAUGAAAAAUAUAUGAGUGUUUUGUGAAAGUAUGAAGUACCGUGGCAAAACCGAUAUUCUGCUUCCUAAAAAUUUUGUUUUGUCUUCAAUAUAUAGCGUGAUCAUAAUAGCGUAUGUGGAGUGUUGAGAAAGUGUUAAUAUUUUUCUUAACAAGGAUAGUACGUCAAUAGUAUCAAAGGUACCACUAACCAUUGCACACUUUUGGUACGUUUGACCGGAAUAUUUUUUUUUUUAUAUAAACAAAUGGAUUACAUCUCUCUCCGAUAUAAUAUUGACAAGUUAAAGUAAUAUUAAAGAUACCUUAAUGUUAAGGCAACAAUUUAACUUUUAAGUAUGUACCGUACUAUAUCGAGUAACGAGUACUCCAUCGAGAAACGAACAAACGACUAACGAUUCUAUUAUAGAAAUAUCCCUCGAUUUACUCUCUUUCUGUCUGUGAAUAUGUUUAUUACGAAUAACAGUGUAAAACAGUGCUGAAGAAGAAGAAGAAAAGAAGAAAUUUUGAAUAGCGAGAAGUGGUUACAAGUUUACUUUCAUCUAGAUAAAACAGAAUUAUCUCGUUCGGAAAGUAUUCCUGUAACUGUGAGGCUCUAGCUGGAUAAUUCUUCCGUAUAUAGUUUUUAAUAGUCGAGACUGUGCAGUAGCUAUUUUAUGUGCUGUUGCUUCAAGAUUAAGUUUGAUAUUUUGUAUACACAUUAAGGGACUUCAUACUUCAUUGUGACCAAUGUUCUUCGUACGUGCAUACACAUACAUACCGAGAGAAGUCAUUGCCUCGAGACAAGUCAGAAAUACUUAUUGAUAUCGGCAGUUGCUAAAGAGCUAUCAUUUCUAUUCAUAUCGUUUAAGAUUUUAGUUGUAUUAUUCGUUCUAUAUAGCUGCUAAACUCUUCACGUCCAUGUUUCUGCGAGCAUUAGUUUUCCAAAAGAGCGUUACAUAUGAUCAUUACACCCUUAACGAAUAAUGUUAGCAUGCGUCACACGUCCUCGUCGUGGAAGGUACUACCAGUCGUCCGGUCAGCUUUAAGUACGAUUGAAUGAUGAAUUCAACUGAAAUCUUAAAGCUUAUUGUAUCCGAAGAAGCGCGGAUUACGCUGCCUGGCGGACACACUUUUGAAAAUAUAAAAAAAAAGAUAUAACCAAUAACCAUCCUCGAUUGAAUGCGUGGUUAAUUAUAAUUAUGAAGGGUAUAAAUGAAAGUGUAAAAGUGUGUUUCAACAUGUGAGAAUGAAUGAGCGAGUAAGUUAAUAAAAAAUAACUAACGAUAUAUGCACUUAAGUACUAUCCGCUAUGUGUAUAUGUGUAUAUAUAUAUACACGUACUUGAGAUACAUCGCAAGUAUGUAUGUGCAUACAUAUGCACGUAUACAUGUGUGUAUGUAUAAUAAAAUUGUGACAGCAA
Molecule: messenger RNA, 3479 nt
Organism: Monomorium pharaonis (pharaoh ant)
Lineage: Eukaryota; Metazoa; Arthropoda; Insecta; Hymenoptera; Formicidae
Product: casein kinase I
Exons: 6
Coding region: 437-1492 (351 amino acids)
Biological process (GO): signal transduction; peptidyl-serine phosphorylation; negative regulation of canonical Wnt signaling pathway
Cellular component (GO): cytoplasm; nucleus
Molecular function (GO): protein serine/threonine kinase activity; ATP binding
Source: RefSeq, a predicted model, not a curated record